ACAUUGUUGGAAUGACAAUAUGGAUUAGAAUUUUUAUUUCCAACCUAAUUAGUGCUCGUUCUUUGAUUUUGAUCUUAUGUUAAAAUUUGCGUUAAAAAUUAAAAUAAUUGAAUCAACAAUGAGAGAGAGACAGAGAGAGAAACAGAGAGCACUUAGUAAAAUUGUAAUGUCGCAUUAAAUAAUCAAUUAAUUAUAUAAUAAUUACAAAGAUUUAUUGAAUUUGAGUAUUGUUAAAUUGAAAUACCAGUAAUCAAAUCAUGCUUUUAGCAUCAAGGCACAUGUUCUUAAAUAAAUUAGAAUUUAAUUAAAAUACAUGAUUGGUGACAAGUCUCAAAAAGAUACAUUUAUCCAUGUAUCAUAUCACUGUAAACUAUGUCCACUAAGAAGUGAGUCACUUCACAAGUGAAAUAACAAAAUCGCAAUUUCAAGGAGGCACCUGACCGAAUCGAUACUGAAGCGUCCGUGAUCUUCGCACAACCUCGUCGCAGUCAAAACAACCCUGAACGUGCUAGUGAGAACCACACUCCUCUCCACCACCCUCAGACUUUACUCCGUCUCACUCUCUCUCUCUCUCUUUCUACCUCUCUCUUUCUUGCUCUUCCCUACCCCUCUCACCGGUGUGCUCUUACUGGUUACUUCGCACGGUUUGAGCUGGCCCGAUUGUCAGUCGGUUCCCGACUCUGAUAGUGCAAGGAGCAAAGUAUAGCUGUACUACACGGUCUCUCAUAUCGCAAGAUUAUAUGAGAACGCACUAUAGUGCUCAUCUACCUUUCAAUUAAUCGAAUCAAUCUGAUUACGAUCUAAUUCUCCUGCUGAGAUAGUCCUUUAAGCUUAAAAUAAAUUUCUCUAAUCAACAAUGAGCGCUGUCUAAAAGUCUUGAGCGUGAGCUAGCGUCGCGAGGUCGAAGGGGUUGUUCUGAAAUUUGAAACGAGCGAGAGAACGGGAGAGGAAGAGGAAGAAGAAUCGGGCGAGAAGAAGAGGAGGUGUCAGUCGCUGUUACUUCGUCGAUCGUGCCCGGCACGUGCGCGUACCCGGCCCCUCGUGCCUUCGGAAGAAGAAGGGUGGAAGCAUCGGCGGAAGAAGCGAAGAAGGAGAGAAGAAGAAAAGGAAGCGGUCGAAGCGAAAAGUGACGGCAGUUCGCUCCGAACCGUCAAGCGGGACGCUGAGGAAGAGAGCGAAAUCGGUGCACGCGCAUUCAGAUGCGUGCCGCACCACGUGACUCUCACGGGAUACCUUCAACCCCUAUUUAAAUACUGUCGGGUCACCAUCGGAUCGUCGUCGCGCGGUACUUAAAAAAUACAACUCUCCGUGAAAUUUCAUGUCGUAUCAAUCGUAUGAAUGGAUCAAUAGAAGACCACAGUGCUGUUGUGAUUCUCUGACGAGACUAAGAUGAUCCGCGUAAGGAUAGAUUCGCGUUAUUGCACGCGCAUGGAUUGAGGGUGAUCGAUAUGAACUGCGAUGAUCGCGUGUGAAUGAAGAUACGAAGAUUUGUCACGUGAAGCUGUACUAUUACCAUACGAGGGGGUAUCAAGAUGAAGACGGCGUUUCAGAUUAUGCCGUAUUUAGCGGCGUUGAUCCUGACAAUACUUGCCGAGGAGAAACCGACGAAUACAGUCUCCGUUUCCUCGGUUUCCUUGGGUUCGCCGACGGAGUACCAAAGCAAUACGAUAAGGAAGGUGAUGAGCUACUUGGGGAAGUACGGGCUAGACGAUCAGAGGGCCUUGAAGAGAGUGUAUCUAAGCAACAGGUCGAUCACUUGUAACGAUGGAUCGCAGGCCGGUUUCUACCUACGAAAGUCCCACGGUUCCAGGCGGUGGAUCAUAUACCUGGAGGGCGGCUGGUACUGCUACGACCACAAGAGCUGUAGGACCAGGUGGAUGCGGAUGCGGCAUCUGAUGACGUCAACUCAAUGGCCCGAGACACGCGACGUGGGCGGGAUGCUCUCGCCGAAUCCCGAUGAGAAUCCAUUCUUUUGGGGCACGAAUCACGUUUUCGUUCCUUAUUGCACGAGCGACAGCUGGAGCGGCACUAGGGCCUUCAGGUCGCCGAAUGACAUGUUCUCCUUCAUGGGGGCAGAGAUCGUGGUCCAGGUCAUCCGGGAUUUGGUUCCCCUUGGCCUCGAAAACGCGAGCGCCUUUCUUUUGGCUGGUAGCAGCGCGGGCGGCACUGGCGUCAUGCUAAAUCUGAAUCGCGUUCACAAUCUGAUACAUCACGAAUUGGGCUUGAGACACGUUGCUAUACGCGGUGUGUCGGAUUCCGGAUGGUUCCUCGAUAGAGCGCCUUACUCUCCGAACGGCUUGUCACCGGUCGAUGCAGUACAAAAAGGAAUGGAGUUAUGGAACUCUCGGAUGCCUCGUAAUUGCGUAGUUAGAUAUCCUAACGAGCCAUGGAAAUGCUUUUUUGGAUACCGACUUUAUCCAACUUUGUCCGCACCGUUGUUCGUCUUCCAAUGGAUAUUCGAUGAGGCCCAAAUGAAAGCGUACAAUGUCGCUGCACCAGUGACAAGACAGCAAUGGGACUACAUACAUAAGAUGGGUGACAGUCUGCGGCAGACGUUUGAAAAUGUUACUGCGGUCUUUGCCCCGAGCUGCAUUAGUCACAGCGUCCUGACGAAAAGAGAUUGGAAGAUGAUCAAAAUAGAUGAGGUUUCUUUUGCGCAGGCAUUGUUUUGUUGGGAUCAAAUGCCGAUCGGAAAUUAUCGUAACAACGAACACAACAAUACUCACUCGCAAAUCGAGACCACUCAACCGUGCGGGAAGUCGUUGAAAAAGCUAUUGCGUUCUGGUAUCAGAAAGGGAAAUGGUACCACGAUCGAAGGCGGAAAAAGCAGAGUUGGAUCUUCUACGGAAACGCAAAAAGCUCGAUUGUCUGCCGUUGGUAAAAUGCAGGAGAGAAAGCCGGUCUCCGACUCGGUUCAAGAGCGGGAGAAUAAGAAGAGGCGAAAGAGGAAACAUAAAAGCAGAAGGAGAGAGAGGAAGGAAAGAGAGAGAAGUAAAGAAGAGAGGCUGAAGAAAGAGAAACACCAGCGAAGAAAGAACGCUGGUCGUCGUAAAGGCGGCAAACUAGUAAAUGGUAACAACCAUACGGCUAUAUUUAACGGCAUCAGGCCGCAGCGAUCGGUAAUACCGUCAUUCAAACGGAAGUGCGUCAAGAACUGCCAUUUCCGUAUGAUCGAGCGCUGCACUUGGCCGCAAUGUAACCAUAGCUGCCCCAAGCUACAUAAUCCUUUUACGGGCGAGGAAAUGGACUUUAUCGAACUGCUCAAGAGCUUUGGUCUAGACAUGAAAAGUGUCGCGAAUGCCCUUGGCAUCGAUAUACAUACGUUGAAUAGACUCGCUUCGCCAAAAAGAUGAGAAAGCUGAGAGAAUGGAAAUUUCGAUUGGCAUUUUCGCCGACGGACAGGGGGAAAACAAGAGUUCUGGCGUGUAGAAAGUGUAUAUUUCAUUGUAAUUGUACGACUACACGAAUAUCUUAAUUUAUUAUAAUUUAUAUAUAAAAUAACCGAUCAUGUAAGUAUGUUUUACGAAUUAAUUCGUACGUUCAUGGCGCAGAGUUUGUCGUAAAAAAAAAAAAUUGGGUAAAAGGCAGAACCUUCUUAACUUCAUAUCUAUUUGAAUGCAAUUCUUUUUUAUUUCGGUCCUUCGAUCGUCUUUUGUUAAAAGAUCCUGUUUUUAAACACAUCACAAUAUAUCUUUGUAUACAUUACAUCACAAAUCAGUCACAAAUUCAGUUUGUCAUUUAGCUCAUUAUCAUUUAGAUCAGAAUUAGCGCAACUCAGUUACAUACACGAAAGACUGUAAGGAUCUUCCGGCAAAUAGGACUGAUUCUUUUAUGUAACGUCGGAACGGUAACUCAACAACAAAUUGACCGACCGACAAAGCAGCUUCAUAGACUGAUUAAAUUAUCUACCUCAACGAAUCAAAUCGUAUUAAAUGUCCUUCAUGUACUAUAAUUGUCAGCUUAGAACAUCACGAUAAGAGCGAUGUUACUGUAAGUUAAUGCGCGUAAAAUAUAUAUUGUAUCUAUGUCGUCAAUUCUGUAAUAUAAUUCUGCCAAGGUAAUGUUAUUUAUUUAAUAUAGCAUAGUAUCCGAUGAUUGCAGCGACACGUUUUUGUCGUGUGCACAUGAUGCAUAAUGUAUCGAUGGUAUCAAUGAAAAGUAUUGUAAUUAUAAAACUAUUGCUCCGAAAAGAUUAUUUAUCUAACAAUUUCUUCUUUAAAUCUCCGUUUAAAGAGACUACCCUACUUUUUCAUUGUUUAGUCAGACUAUCUGAUUCAUUGGUAAACGUUGUAUUUUUUAAAGGGUGUUUGAGCUCUAAGAAAUUAGAAAAAAUUCUAAUGUACUCUUCUAACAUUUAAGAAUACGAUUGUAUAAUUAUAUGAUCUAAAACGGUUUUUAUGACCGACUGCUGCCAACCAAAGAUUGGCAAAAACGAAGGGAGUAUGUGUUUCACCGAGGUGGAUUGGUUGUUACCAAAGAUCUUUGCAACUACAAUAUAUAUUCUUAUCAACUUUUGGCUACAGACUUCUUAUUAUUAGAUUUUUUUUAUCCAAAUCGGCAAAAUGAGAAAAAUCGUCUAGAUCAAUAUGACCUAAGUCUGCGAAGAUUAAAACUGUUUUAUUUAUCAGUUAUGAUAGAUAAAAUAUUAAAUAGAUACAGAUCUAGACAACAUUAAGUUUAAAAUUGGGUCAUAAGAUGUCUUUAACCAUUUUUGAUUUCUUCAAAAUGUCUUUUCUGAUUUGAAACUUUAUGUUGUCUGGAUUAUAUUGAUUAUUGAAAAAAUAAAAACAAUAUUUAUUUUUAUUCAAUAUUUAACUAAUAAUCAAAUAAUCGUAACUAAAUGCCUAAAUUAAUAUCCAAAAAUGUAGUUGCUUUGUAUUGAUGCCAUCGAAAUACUAACGUUAAAAAUUAAAUUUUCAGAUUUUAUUUGUCUUCGGUUUUAAAUUGUGACCCCGUCUAUGCGAAUGCGAUCAAAAUAAUCGAGAUUUCAUGGUUCAAAGCUUUUACUUGCAUCCAUGUAUACUGUAAUAUGUACUGUUAUCUUUUAAAAGAGCAUGACACUGUAAAUAAAUUGUAUAUCUGUUCUAU
Messenger RNA from Solenopsis invicta (red fire ant), 5088 nucleotides. It is a transcript of the gene Notum, whose product is annotated as palmitoleoyl-protein carboxylesterase NOTUM. The record is from RefSeq and is a predicted model, not a curated record. Gene Ontology annotation, molecular function: hydrolase activity. The transcript is spliced from 9 exons. Bases 1533 to 3353 code for a protein of 606 amino acids. NCBI's taxonomy places the organism in Eukaryota, Metazoa, Arthropoda, Insecta, Hymenoptera, Formicidae.